CGGGCGCCCCCGCGAGUUGCCCGGGGCCGCGCCACCGAGUCCUAGGGGUUUGUCGUGGGGCUCGCGGAGUCCUUGUUUGACCUCCGGAUUGGGAGGAGGGAGCCGUAUUCUGGCCCCCGCUGUGGCCCUGCCUCGCUUUCGAAACCCGGCAAGUCUUUUCCCGCUGUAGACCUCGGCCUCCCUAGCUGAUAAAAACUUGCUAACCUCCUUCCGGCUCUGUUUGAAAUUGGAUUCCAGGGAGUGGAGUCCUUGAAUUCCGGGGGCGUGGCUAGAGGGGCGGAGCCUGUGGGCGUCCUGGAGAUGAUGCCUAGCAACGUCAGGGGCGGGUGCCGGGAGGCAAGUGAGGGCCGCGAGGGAGCCCGCCCAGGCCCGGAGGUCCUCCUGGAAGGGGCCUCAUGACAGAGUCCAGAGAGAAUGCUCUGGGGCUUGAUCAGGCUCCCUCACAGCACAUCCCAAAGCCAUGGGUGAUUCCAGUGCCAAAGGGGACCCUACAGCACAUCUUCGGGACCAGCCAGGUGUUCCGGAACUUUGAUGAUAUAAAACCAAAGGCUGCAGGGUUAACGGUGCCCCUCAAAGUCAGGGAGUACUACCAUCGAGGCCAUCAGUGCUUGGAGCAAGAAGACUGGGAGGUGGCCGUGCUGUUCUUCUCCCGUGGCCUCCACCUGGACUCCCAGCUGGUAGAAUUCUAUGCCUUGAGAGCCGAGGCCUACAUCCAGCUCUGCGACUUUUCCUCGGCCGCCCAGAACCUUCGAAAGGCCUACUCCUCCCAGCCAGAGAACACGGACUUCCUGGAGCGGCUCACCUUGGUGCUUUACCUGAAGGGCCAGUGCCUUUUCGAGCAAUGCGCCUUUCUGGAUGCCCUGAACGUCUUCUCUCAAGCCUCUGAGCUCCAGCCUGAGAAAUUCUGCUUCCGUUAUCGAUGCAUGGCCUGUCUCCUGGCCCUCAAACGGCAUCGUGAAUGCCUCUCAUUCGUCACCAAGGAGGUGGAGCAUGGCACCGCCAAUGCCGAUGUCUACAUCCUCCGGGCCAGGCUCUACAACUUCUUCCAGCAGCCCAGCCUCUGCCAUCGAGACCUGCACAGUGCCUUGCUACUGGAUCCCAGGCACCCACAGGCCAAGGUGCUGCUCAAGGUGCUGGUGGGCCAGGCCCAAGAGGCACGCCAAGAAGCCGGCGUCCUAGCCGUGCAGGGCAAGCUGCACCAUGCGCUGCAGUGUAUCAACUGUGCCAUCGAGAACAGCCCUCUGGACCCCAGCCUCUUCCUCUUCCGGGGCAUUAUGCACCGACGGCUCCGGGAGUUUGACUCCGCCGUGGAGGACUUCCUGAAGGCGUUGGACAUGAUGACCGAGCACCAGGAGGACCUGGUGCAGCAGGCGCAGCGCCAACUGCUGUUGGCCUACGACGACUUGGCCGUGCACUGCUACCUGCAGGGCGCCUACCAGGAGAGCGUGCUGCUGCUCAGCAAGGCGCUCAAGGACGAGCAGCGGGAGAAAGGCCUCUACAUCAACCGCGGGGAUUGCUUCUUCCAACUGGGCAACCUGACCUUUGCUGAGGCGGACUACCAGCAGGCGCUGGCGCUGAGUCCGAAGGACGAGGGCGCCCACUUGCGCAUGGACCUACUGCAGGAGAAGUUGGGCUUCUGCGAGCAGAGGAGAAGGCAGUUCCAGAAGACAGAGAACCACUUCUCAAUGGCCAUCCAGCACAACCCCCAGAAGCCCCAGUACUACCUGUACCGCACCAGGAGCAGGCAGCUCACGCAGAACACUUCUGGGGCCCGCCAGGAUGUUGCCACUGUCCUGCUCCUUGACCCCAAACAACCGAAGCUGCUGCCACUGAUGGCCAACCUCUUCCCCGGCCUGUCAGUGGAGGAGCUGCUUAACAGCCAGGUGGCCCACCUGGCCAGGCUGCAGCUGGAGCGGGUGGUGGAGCACAGCCUGCAGGCCGGCACCCCUCAGGAUAUCGUGGGGUGGCUCAAGGAGCGGGAACUAGAGCGCCAGAGGGCCCGGGCCCUGCAGCUUUCGUGGAAGCUGGAGCAGCCUUUGUUCGAGACGUCCAAAGAGCUGGAGGCCACUCACCAGUCCCUGCAGGCACAGCCAGAAGGCCCAGAGGAAGAAGCCAAGGCCCCCGGGGAGAAGGAGAAGCUGGAGCCGGCCCCCAGCAAGGAGAGGUCCUUGACCGACGGCUACAUCAGCCAGACCUCUUCAGGCUCCAUCUUGGGCUUCAGGACCACGUCCACCUCAGAAACGGAGACGUCCACUGUCUGCCAGGAAUACGGGAGCACUUCGACCACUGUUGUAACAUUCUCUGACUCCUCACCACUAAGGACACAGUCCUCAGACUCCAGGGACAAGAGGGAAGACCUAAGCCUGAGCCACAGCCCCAGAAAAACCAAGUCCACCCCAGGCCACAGCCAGAGGCCCAGCGAGCCUGAGACCAUCCAGGUCCAGAGCCAGAGGCCCAGCAGGACCGAGGCCGCCCUGAGCCAGAGCCAGAGGCCCAGCAGGACCGAGGCCAUCCAGGUCCAGAGCCAGAGGCCCAGCAGGACCGAGGCCGACCAGAUCCAGAGCCAGAGGCCCAGCAGGACCGAGGCCGACCAGAUCCAGAGCUGGAGGCCCAGCGAGCCCGAGGCCGACCAGGUCCAGAGCCAGAGGCCCAGUGAGCCCGAGGCCAUCCAGGUCCAGAGCCAGAGGCCCAGCAGGACCGAGGCCAUCUGGGUCCAGAGCCAGAGGCCCAGCAGGACCGAGGCCGACCAGAUCCAGAGCCAGAGGCCCAGCAGGACCGAGGCCGACCAGAUCCAGAGCCGGAGGCCCAGCAGGACCGAGGCCAUCUGGGUCCAGAGCCAGAGGCCCAGCAGGACCGAGGCCGACCAGGUCCAGAGCCAGAGGCCCAGCAGGACGGAGGCCGACCAGAUCCAGAGCCGGAGGCCCAGCAGGACCAAGGCCAUCUGGGUCCAGAGCCAGAGGCCCAGCAGGACCGAGGCCGACCAGAUCCAGAGCCGGAGGCCCAGCAGGACCGAGGCCGCCCUGAGCCACAGCCAGAGGCCCAGCAGGACCGAGGCCGCCCUGAGCCAGAGCCAGAGGCCCAGCAGGACCGAGGCCGACCAGAUCCAGAGCCGGAGGCCCAGCAGGACCGAGGCCGCCUGGAGCCAGAGCCGGAGGCCCAGCAGGACCGAGGCCGACCAGAUCCAGAGCCAGAGGCCCAGCAGGACCGAGGCCGACCAGAUCCAGAGCCGGAGGCCCAGCAGGACCGAGGCCACCUGGGUCCAGAGCCAGAGGCCCAGCAGGACCAAGGCCGCCCUGAGCCAGAGCCGGAGGCCCAGCAGGACCGAGGCCAUCUGGGUCCAGAGCCAGAGGCCCAGCAGGACCGAGGCCAUCUGGGUCCAGAGCCAGAGGCCCAGCAGGACCGAGGCCAUCUGGGUCCAGAGCCAGAGGCCCAGCAGGACCGAGGCCAUCUGGGUCCAGAGCCAGAGGCCCAACAGGACCGAGGCCAUCUGGGUCCAGAGCCAGAGGCCCAGCAGGACCGAGGCCGCCUGGAGCCCAAGGCGAAAGCUCGACAAGACUAAGGCCACCCAGGGCUCAAGGCAGAGGCUCAGAAAGGCCAAGGGUGCCCAUGGCCAGAACUGGAGACCCAGAAAGGCUGGUGCCACCCAGGACUGGAGCUGGAGACUGAUCCAAAGUCCCAGCAAGAUCAAGACUUUCUAUGACCCAAGUUGGAGCCCCUGCAACACCGAGGCCACUGAGGGCCAGGGCCAGAGCCAGAGGCCCAGCCAGUCCAAGGCUGCCCAGAGCUGGAGCCAGAGCACAAGUCCAGGUUCCGGCAGGACCAAGGUCACCUGGGGACUGAGCCCAAGUCUCAGCAACACGCAGACCACCCAGGGCCUGAGACAGAACCCCAGCCCCAGCAGUCAGGCUGCUGUCUGAAGGGGCCGCUCGGCCCCUUCACUUCUUGCUGGGCUGCGGGCGAUUCUGCCCCUACCACUGCCCACUCAGCAAGGCAGCCUCCUCCAGAGCAAUGAGAACCUCAGCCAGCAUUCCUCUGGUCCCGUGGCUAAAUUUAUUCCUCUGGUCCCAUGGCUAAAUUUAUUGUAUUUGUUCUCUUCGUUUACAAAAUUAAAAACUUGAA
Molecule: messenger RNA, 4119 nt
Organism: Globicephala melas (long-finned pilot whale)
Lineage: Eukaryota; Metazoa; Chordata; Mammalia; Artiodactyla; Delphinidae
Gene: TTC16
Product: tetratricopeptide repeat domain 16
Molecular function (GO): protein binding
Source: RefSeq, a predicted model, not a curated record